GUAUACAAAGCAGGUAAUUUCGUGCGCUACAUAAUUGGUAAUUCGUCCAUCGUGCAUCGAUCGUAGCAGCGAAUUGAUCGUCAAUCUCCCCUCAAUUCCACGAUAUGGGGAAUCACGUCUUCUUUUUGUACUGGGUCUCACCCAUCGUUUUGGGUCAGCAUUCGGCCUGUCACUUUGUCCAAUCUUUAGGCUUCGACCUUCCUUCAAGUUUCAGAAUUGGGAUAAGCUGGGUUUCAUCAUUGUUGGGCCUCGGAAUUGCAUUUGGGCCGCCCAAGGCCGAUUCUAUGGCACGUAAAAACAAGAACAUGCAAUCGGUGAACAUAAUUGUGGGGACCCAGAUCUGGGUCGAGGACUCGUCGCUUGCUUGGAUUGAUGGGCGUGUCUCAAAGAUCGACGGGCAACAAGUCCACGUCGAUACAACAGAUGGGAGACAGGUGGUGGCGGAUUUAUCAAAAAUAUAUCCCAAGGACGAGGAUGCUCCUGCGGGAGGGGUGGACGACAUGACGAAGCUGUCGUAUUUGCACGAACCCGGAGUGUUGCAAAACUUGAAGACACGAUACCAACUCAAUGAAAUUUAUACAUAUACGGGGAGCAUACUAAUUGCGAUUAAUCCAUUCCAAAAAUUACCCCACAUUUAUGACGUCCACAUGAUGGAACAAUACAAAGGAGCCCCUCUCGGAGAGCUUAGUCCUCAUGUCUUUGCCAUUGCUGACGUGGCUUUCAGGGCAAUGCUGAACGAGGGGAAGAGUAACUCGAUAUUGGUGAGCGGAGAGAGUGGAGCCGGUAAAACGGAGACCACAAAAAUGCUUAUGCGGUAUUUGGCCUAUUUGGGUGGCCGCAAAGGCACUGAAGGUCGCACCGUUGAACAACAAGUUCUUGAGUCAAAUCCAGUUCUGGAAGCAUUUGGGAAUGCGAAGACGGUUCGAAACAACAAUUCGAGUCGUUUUGGGAAAUUCGUUGAGAUUCAAUUCGACAAGAAUGCAAAAAUAUCGGGAGCAGCCAUUAGAACAUAUCUCCUGGAGAGGUCUCGUGUUUGCCAGGUCUCAGAUCCUGAGCGGAAUUAUCACUGUUUCUAUCUUCUCUGUGCUGCGCCACAGGAGGAAAUUAAAAAAUACAAGUUAGGGGAUCCCAAAUCGUUUCAUUACUUGAAUCAAUCAAGUUGUUAUGAGCUGGUUGGUGUGAGUGACGCUCAUGAUUAUCUUGCAACAAGAAGAGCUAUGGACGUUGUUGGGAUUAGUGAUACACAUCAAGAAGCAAUUUUUAGAGUUGUGGCUGCGAUUCUUCAUCUCGGCAACAUUGCAUUCGCAAAAGGAAAAGAAAUUGACUCAUCAGUUCUUAAAGAUGACCAAUCAAAAUUCCAUCUUCAGACAACAACUGAGCUUCUUAUGUGUGAUUCUGCUGCGUUAGAAGAUGCAUUAUUGAAGCGGGUGAUGGUCACCCCAGAAGAGGUCAUCAAGAGAAGUCUUGAUCCUGAAAAUGCAGCAGUUAGUAGAGAUGGUUUAGCUAAGACUAUAUAUUGCCGCUUAUUUGACUGGUUGGUGGACAAAAUAAACAGCUCAAUUGGACAAGAUCCAAACUCAAAGUCACUAAUUGGCGUUCUUGACAUUUAUGGUUUUGAAAGUUUCAAAAAUAAUAGCUUUGAACAGUUCUGCAUUAAUUAUACAAAUGAGAAGUUGCAACAACAUUUUAACCAGCAUGUGUUCAAGAUGGAACAGGAGGAAUACACAAAAGAAGAGAUUGAUUGGAGCUAUAUUGAGUUCGUUGAUAACCAAGACGUCUUGGAUCUUAUUGAAAAGAAACCCGGGGGAGUCGUUGCUCUUCUUGAUGAAGCCUGCAUGUUUCCCAAGUCAACGCAUGAAACUUUUGCACAAAAGCUUUAUCAGACAUUCAAGAGCCACAAGCGUUUUGUCAAACCAAAACUAUCUCGUACUGACUUUGCAAUUGCUCAUUAUGCCGGAGAGGUCAUGUACCAAUCGGAUCAAUUUUUAGACAAGAACAAAGACUAUGUUGUUCCUGAGCAUCAAGAUUUGUUAAAUAGCUCUAGAUGCUCAUUUGUAGCUGGACUUUUCCCUCCCCUUCCUGAAGAGACAAACAAAUCAUCCAAAUCGUCAAAGUUCUCAUCUAUUGGUUCUCGUUUUAAGCUACAACUCCAACAAUUGAUGGAGACUCUGAAUUCUACUGAGCCUCAUUACAUCAGAUGUGUUAAGCCAAACAAUCUUCUAAAACCUUCCAUCUUUGAGAAUGUCAACAUCUUGCAGCAACUGCGUUGUGGCGGAGUCCUAGAGGCAAUUAGAAUUAGUUGUGCUGGCUACCCUACUCGUAAGACCUUUUUUGAAUUUCUUAACCGAUUUGGUCUUCUUGCUCCAGAGGUAUUGGAGGGAAGUUAUGAUGAAAAGGUUGCAUGCAAAGUGAUUUUAGAAAAAAUGGGGCUUGCUGGUUCUCAGAUUGGUAAAACAAAAGUUUUCCUGCGAGCUGGUCAGAUGGCUGACCUUGAUUCUAGGAGGGCACAAAAGCUAAACAAUUCAGCCAAGACCAUUCAAAGGAAAGCUAGAACACAUAUUGCCCGGAAAUAUUUUAUUGCCUUACAAGAGGCUGCAGUAUCUUUGCAAUCUGCAUGCCGAGCAUGGAUUGCUUUGAAGUUGUUUGAACAUAUGCAAAGAGUGUCUGCAUCUCUCAAGAUACAGAAAAAAUUGCGUGGACGCAUGGCCUGGAAGUCUUACAAGAAUCUUCAGUAUGCAGUCAUUACUGUUCAGACAGGGAUGCGUGCAAUGGCGGCCCGAAAUAAUUUUACAUUCAAAAAUCAAAAUAAGGCAGCAACUAUGAUACAGGCACAUUGGCACGGUCAUAAAGCCUUUUCAUACUACAAGAAACUCAUAAGAGCAACAAUUGUGACACAAUGCAGAUGGAGGGGAAGGGUUGCAAGGAGAGAGCUUCGAAAACUAAAGAUGGCUUCAAGAGAAACGGGUGCACUUAAAGAAGCAAAGGAUAAGCUUGAAAAAAUGGUUGAAGAGCUUACUUGGCGUGUGCAGCUGGAGAAAAGACUAAGGACAGAUUUGGAAGAAGCAAAGGGCCAAGAAAUUGCAAAGCUGCAGAAUGCGCUGCAAGCAUCACAAAGUAAAGUGGAAGAAACAAAUGCACUCUUAAUCAAUGAACGGGAAGCUGCAAAGAAAGCUAUCGAAGAAGCAUCUUCAAUUGUCAAAGAGACACCUGUCCCUGUUGAGGAUACAGAAAAGAUUGAUUCUUUGACUGCAGAAGUUGAAAAUUUGAAGGUCCAAUUACAAUCAGAAAGACAACGGGGAGAUGAUUCCGAGAGUAAGUGUGCAGAAGCGUUAAAAUCAAGUGAAGAAAAGGACCUGAAGUUGGAAGAAACUGAAAAAAGAGUUCAACAACUUCAGGAAUCACUCACAAGGCUUGAAGAGAAGAUGGCCAACAUAGAGUCAGAAAAUAAAGUCCUUCGCCAGCAAGCUCUAGCAAUGGCACAAAGUACUAAAUUACAGUCAGUCCGCUCAAGGUCAAUCAUUCAGAGAACUGAAAGCACAAAAAGUACUAUUAGUACCUUAGAUCUUCAUAGUUCUUCGCUGAAUGCAAGAGAUGGUCAUGAGGUUGAGGGAAGACCGCAAAAAUCCCUUAACGAGAAACAACAAGAGUAUCAAGACUUGCUCAUCCGCUGUGUCGCACAACAUUUGGGCUUUUCCAAGGGCAGGCCUGUUGCUGCUUGCAUUAUCUACAAAUGUCUUAGGCAGUGGCGGUCAUUUGAAGUUGAGAGGACCAGUAUCUUUGACAGGAUAAUACAAACCAUUGGCCAAGCUAUUGAGACUCAGGAUAACAAUGAUAUUUUAGCUUAUUGGUUGUCCAAUGCAUCAACUUUGUUGCUUCUGCUUCAACGCACAUUAAAAGCAAGUGGGGCUGCUGGGAUGGCCCCACAGCAUCGACGAUCAACAUCAGCUACUCUUUUUGGGAGAAUGACACAGAGUUUUCGUGGAACUCCUCAAGGGGUCAAUCUUUCUCUCAUUGAUGGUGAUUCACCUGGUGGGGUGGAUACCUUACGCCAAGUUGAAGCAAAGUAUCCCGCUCUUCUGUUCAAGCAACAGCUAACAGCUUAUGUGGAAAAGAUUUAUGGAAUGAUUCGUGAUAAUUUGAAGAAAGAGAUUUCUCCUAUGCUUGGAUCAUGCAUUCAGGCACCGAGGAUAUCAAGAGCAAGCUUGAUUAAAGGAACAGCACGGACCCUUGCAAAUGCCGCGGCUCAAGAAAUUCUUAUUGCUCACUGGCAAGGAAUUGUCAAAAGCCUCGCAAACUUUUUGGACAUGUUGAAAGCCAAUCAUGUGCCUCCAUUCCUAGUUCGUAAAGUAUUCACACAAGUUUUCUCUUUCAUCAAUGUCCAGUUGUUCAACAGCCUCUUACUAAGACGAGAAUGCUGCUCAUUUAGCAAUGGUGAGUAUGUCAAGGCUGGGCUUGCCGAGCUUGAACAUUGGUGCUAUAAAGCAACUGAUGAGUAUGCAGGUUCUGCAUGGGAAGAGCUCAAACACAUAAGACAGGCAAUAGGAUUUCUGGUCAUUCAUCAGAAACCGAAGAAGACUUUCGAUGAGAUAAGCCACGAUUUAUGUCCCGUGCUUAGUGUUCAACAGUUGUACAGAAUCAGCACAAUGUACUGGGAUGAUAAAUAUGGCACUCAUAGUCUUUCACCUGAAGUUAUAUCCAAUAUGAGGAUUAUAAUGACCGAAGAUUCAAACAAUGCUGUCAGCAGUUCUUUUCUGCUGGAUGAUGAUUCAAGCAUACCAUUCUCAGUGGACGAUCUCUCGAAGCCUAUGGAGCAGAUUGAUAUUUCAGACAUUGAACCGCCACCGCUUAUUCGGGAAAAUUCAGGCUUUAGUUUCUUACUACCGCGCGCAGAUUGAUAGGUUUCAAUUGAUCUUUAGCUAAUGUUCACUGACAAAACUGUAGUAGAAAUCCAACCGUUAGCAAGAGAAGAAAAUUUUGUUUCCCUUGAGAUCGUUCUUUGGUUUCCUGUUUUUAGUUGUUUCUCUUGAAAGAUUAGCUUCUGUAGUUAAAGGCAGAAAGAAGAUGAUGAUGAAAGAAAGAGCUUAGAAUCAAGGCAAUUUGGUUUG
Cuscuta campestris is the source of this 5105-nucleotide messenger RNA. The record is from the annotation of a GenBank genome assembly. NCBI's taxonomy places the organism in Eukaryota, Viridiplantae, Streptophyta, Magnoliopsida, Solanales, Convolvulaceae.